AUGUAUGUAUGUAGGACUUUAAAGUGCGAUGGGACUCCAAAGCCCGAUGGUCACGCCAAAGUCCGAUGCCAUAAUUUCUUAAGUGGUUGCGAGGCUAACCCUUUUCUCUCGGAUGGUUGCGAUGCUAACCCUUUUCUCUCGGAUGGGUGCGAUGCUAACCCUUAUCUCUCUGAUCGGUGCAAGGCUAACCCUAAUCUCAGGGAUGGGUUCGAUGCUAACCCUAAUCUUUCGGAUGGGUGCGAGGCUGACCCUAAUCUCUUGGAUGGGUGCGAGGCUGUCCCUAAUCUCUUGGAUGGGUGCGAGGCUGUCCCUAAUCUCUUGGAUGGGUGCGAGGCUAACACUAAUCUCUCGGAUGGGUGCGAGGCUAGCCCUAAUCUCUCAGAUGGGUGCGAGGCUAACCCUAAUCUCUUGGAUGAGUGCGAGGCUAACCCUAAUCAGUCAAAAAGUCUGUAA
Saccostrea echinata is the source of this 453-nucleotide messenger RNA. RefSeq lists its product as uncharacterized. The transcript is spliced from 2 exons. The record is from RefSeq and is a predicted model, not a curated record. The coding region runs from base 1 to 453 and encodes 150 amino acids. NCBI's taxonomy places the organism in Eukaryota, Metazoa, Mollusca, Bivalvia, Ostreida, Ostreidae.